Molecule: messenger RNA, 564 nt
Organism: Brassica napus (rape)
Lineage: Eukaryota; Viridiplantae; Streptophyta; Magnoliopsida; Brassicales; Brassicaceae
Product: 1-aminocyclopropane-1-carboxylate oxidase homolog 9-like
Exons: 2
Coding region: 1-564 (187 amino acids)
Source: RefSeq, a predicted model, not a curated record
AUGGAAUACUCGAAGCAUGUAAUGGACUUUGGAGCUUUGCUCUUCCAACUUCUCCCAGAAGCUUUAGGUUUGAACUCUGAGAUCCUUAAGAAGAUAGAUUGUCUUAAGGGCUUGUUUAUGCUUUGCCAUUACUUCCCACCUUGCCCACAACCUGACCUAACUUUGGGCAUAAGUAAGCACACGGAUAGCUCUUUUCUUACACUUCUUCUUCAAGACCAAAUCGGUGGUCUUCAAGUUCUUCAUAAAGAUUAUUGGGUCGAUGUAACUCCUAUCCAUGGACCUCUUGUCGUUAACAUCGGUGAUUUCACGCAGCUGAUAACUAACGACAAGUUCUCGAGCGUGGAGCAUAGGGUACGGGCAAACAGAGAUGGUCCGAGGAUUUCAGUUGCGUGCUUCUUUAGCUCGAACCUGUUUCCAAAUUCCACUGUUUACGAACCGAUCAAAGAGCUUCUGUCUGAUGAAGACCCUGCUAAGUACAGAGAUUUGACCAUACUAGAGUACACUGCAGGAUACCUUGCGGGUGGCUUCAAUGGAAAAUCACAUUUGUCUAAAUUUAGAAUAUGA